Messenger RNA from Vicugna pacos (alpaca), 816 nucleotides. Lineage: Eukaryota; Metazoa; Chordata; Mammalia; Artiodactyla; Camelidae. The record is from RefSeq and is a predicted model, not a curated record.
AUGAAGGAUCAGAACUCCUUCCUGGCUCACUCCGGGACUGAGGCCCCUGACAAAGAGCUGCAAGCAAUAAAGAUCCAAGCCUGGUGGCGGGGUGCCCUGGUGCGCAGGACGCUGCUGCACGCGGCGCUCAGAGCGUGUAUCAUUCAGUGGUGGUGGAAGCAGAAGCUGGCAGAGCUGCUGGAGAACAAGCAGUGGGCUGCGCUGCAGCAGAACACAUGGCAAAACUGGGCAGUGGUCAAGCUACAGUCCUAUGUCCGCAUGUGGCGCAUACGCCUCCGUUACUGCCGUUUGCUCAACGCUGUUCGCAUCAUCCAGAAAGAUGGCCAUUUAAUUUUAAUUGUAAUUGAGGAUUCGGAAGAAAUAACUGCAUGGAAGAUGAAGAAGCAGAGGCAGCUGUCCAAAAAAAAGAAAGCUUUAAAAGAGAGAAUAAAAGCAGCCACGAAGAUCCAGGCCUGGUGGCGAGGCACCCUGGUGCGCCGGACCUUGUUGCAUGCGGCCCUCAGGGCCUGGGUCAUUCAGUGCUGGUGGAGAAUGACACUGGACAGGCAGCUGCAGAAGAAGCGGAGGGCAGCCCUGAUCACCUACGCACACGCCGAGAGGGCGGUGGUCAAGCUCCAGUCUUUGGUCCGUAUGUGGCGCGUCCACUGGCGAUACUGCCAGGUGCUCAACGCCAUCUACAUCAUCCAGUGCCACUGGCAAUGCCACAACUGCCAGACCUGUGCUCUCCUCAGGGGCCACUGUGUGGUCACAGCCACUCACCUGCAGUUCCACAUUGAGAUCAUCAACCCCUGAGGGAGGGCAAGAAGGGGCACUGUG